Chelonus insularis is the source of this 2111-nucleotide messenger RNA. RefSeq names its product stress-sensitive B (gene Ant). The transcript is spliced from 4 exons. Gene Ontology annotation, molecular function: ATP:ADP antiporter activity. Bases 126 to 1028 code for a protein of 300 amino acids. Gene Ontology annotation, cellular component: mitochondrial inner membrane. Lineage: Eukaryota; Metazoa; Arthropoda; Insecta; Hymenoptera; Braconidae. Gene Ontology annotation, biological process: negative regulation of mitochondrial outer membrane permeabilization involved in apoptotic signaling pathway; mitochondrial ADP transmembrane transport; mitochondrial ATP transmembrane transport. The record is from RefSeq and is a predicted model, not a curated record.
GAAAAGCUCUAACUCGCUCACUCGUCGUCCGGCGUGCGUCCAAUUCACAUCAUAGUGAGGAGAUAUAAUACUCUCCUUUUUUCUUCCUUUUUGCAAGUACCCACACAUUAAAAAACUAACACAAAAUGUCUGGUCUCGCGGAUCCCGUGGCGUUCGCCAAAGAUUUUAUUGCUGGUGGUGUUGCUGCCGCGAUAUCCAAAACCGCCGUAGCCCCGAUUGAACGUGUCAAGCUGCUUCUUCAGGUACAGCACAUCUCGAAACAAAUCGCUGAGGACCAGCGUUACAAGGGUAUGGUCGAUUGCUUCAUCCGAAUUCCAAAAGAGCAAGGAUUCCUCAGUUACUGGCGUGGUAACUUUGCUAACGUCAUCCGUUACUUCCCAACUCAAGCGUUGAACUUCGCCUUCAAAGAUAAAUACAAGCAAAUUUUCUUGGGUGGUGUUGACAAAAAUACUCAAUUCGGCCGAUAUUUCGUUGGUAAUCUUGCAUCUGGUGGUGCUGCUGGAGCCACGUCACUCUGCUUUGUCUACCCACUUGACUUUGCCAGAACUAGAUUGGCUGCUGAUGUUGGUAAAGCUGGUGGUGAACGUGAAUUUUCCGGUCUUGGAAAUUGUUUGAGCAAAAUCUUCAAAUCUGAUGGUCUCAUUGGUUUAUACCGUGGAUUCGGUGUAUCCGUCCAGGGUAUCAUUAUCUACCGUGCCUCAUACUUCGGUUUCUAUGAUACCGCUCGUGGUAUGUUGCCUGACCCCAAGAAAACACCAUUCCUCGUCUCAUGGGGUAUUGCUCAGACUGUCACUACUGUUGCUGGUAUCAUUUCUUAUCCCUUCGACACAGUUCGUAGGCGUAUGAUGAUGCAGUCUGGACGUGCUAAAUCAGACAUGUUAUACAAGAACACUUUACAUUGCUGGGCCACCAUUGCUAAGACUGAAGGAAGUGGUGCAUUCUUCAAAGGAGCAUUCUCUAACGUUCUUCGUGGUACUGGUGGUGCUCUCGUAUUAGUACUCUACGAUGAGAUCAAAAAUCUUCUUUAAACAAUUUUCCGUUCCCCCUUUAUUUUAUCAGCAAACCCUUCACCAUCAUCAAUACACAAUCACGAUAUCAAUACAAUCUGAAAGUUGACACAAGUUAUUUUUAAUUUCUGUAUUAAAAACACACAGUUGUCACGCCCUAAUUAUAAAUGCGAUCAUAAACGUGUAAAGACACUAUCCAAAUGUCAACAAUUUCAUAAAUGAAUUCUCAAUAUUACGAAGAUCAGAUAGUGACUCACGAAGUGCAUAAAAUCUUGGUAUAAAAUAAUUGAAGUGGGUAAAAUAUCUUUAGAUAAUUUUUUUCUUUUUAUUUUAUUUUAUGUUUGUGUAUUUAUUGCCGGAUUCAGUAUUUUUAACAGUGGUUCCCGGCGCGCCAUCGACAAUUUAAAUAAAGAGAAAAAUAUUCAUAAUUGUAGUGGUUUAUCUGAGUUUUCAUGAUGCUUAUCGCGCAACACCUCGCUUGCGUAUACGAUCGCGGGCGUGGACAUUUGUGAAAUUGUUUGGCACGUCCUCCAACUGACGACUGCCUAUUAAAUAUAUAUUCAAACAAAAAACAUUAGAUAUAUUACGAAUUUAAAUUGAUUAAAACACAUCCAAAAGUGAGUAUCUAUACUCAAAUACGAAUUGUGCGCGUCAAGAAGUAUCAUCAAGACCAUUGGAUAAAGAAUCAUUUAUCAUCAAUUGAAGACUCUUCAACAUAGAAAUUCAAUGAAGAUUAACUGAUAAAAAUAAAUUAAACAAUACAAUCGAGAUAUUUACAAAGGACAGCGACGCACGUCAAAAUGACGGCGAUGGCGGGGAGUGUAGACGUGGGCUGCCCCCGCCCUUAUUUCGGCCCAUUGUAGAUAAUUAAUAAUUCAUAAGGAUAAUUGAUCAACAAUUAACUUGAAUCAAUCAUCUUUAAAAACUAUCCGUAAACAGUACACCAAGUUUAGGGGGAUAUAUUAAAAAAAAAACUACUUCGCAAUUCGGACAACGUGUAAAAUAAUGCGAAAUUAUUCUCAAUGUAUACAUCUAAUCUGUUCAUGUUAAGAUGUAUGCAAAUUAAAUGAAAUCAAUAAAAAAUAAAGCCGAAGUAAAUUUCAA